UCAACGGAUAAAGAAAACGUGGCAAGUCCAUCUACCGAAGCACCGGGGAGUGUCGUGGAUGCCUACGAGCAGGUCCAAAAAGGACUUCUAAAGCUGAAAGGCGUCGCAGAGCUCAGAGUGACCAAGCGGAAGAAGAAAAACAAGGACAAAGACAAAGCUAAACUCCCGGAAUCAAUGGGAAUGAACAAAAAGAACGAGGAGGAGAAGCAGCACGGCCUGGACAAGUGGACCCCGGCCCGCGCAGCCUUUGAGAAAAUGCAGGAGAAGCGGCAAUGGAAAGGAUCCUCAAGAAAAGCAUCCAAAACCCACAAGCAGAGAGUGGAGGACUUCAACAGACACCUGGACACACUCACGGAGCAUUACAUUCCCAGAGUCAGCUGGACGAAAUAG
Molecule: messenger RNA, 390 nt
Organism: Gorilla gorilla gorilla (western lowland gorilla)
Lineage: Eukaryota; Metazoa; Chordata; Mammalia; Primates; Hominidae
Product: protein FAM32A-like
Exons: 2
Cellular component (GO): nucleolus
Source: RefSeq, a predicted model, not a curated record